This is a messenger RNA of Sodiomyces alkalinus F11, 960 nucleotides long. Its product is annotated as DUF1531-domain-containing protein. The transcript has a single exon. Gene Ontology annotation, biological process: protein transport. The record is from RefSeq and is a predicted model, not a curated record. Lineage: Eukaryota; Fungi; Ascomycota; Sordariomycetes; Glomerellales; Plectosphaerellaceae. Bases 302 to 736 code for a protein of 144 amino acids.
CUGCCCUAAUCUUUCACACGCACACAAGUUGUCGCAGAGUCCUCUCUCUCCGAAUCCAAGGUUCUUAUGACUCUUGUUCUCUGUUGGCCUACUCACACAACCCUGAUUUACCUGCUGUCGGCUAAGGUCGACUAAGCAUUUGCGCCACGCAAGAUUCAUUAUUUGCUGGCGCAACUUACGUCGGGUCCUAAAUUCAACCUCGACACUCUCCCACUUCGAAGUUCAACUCGGAUAUCGUAUCCCGGGUUUUCUUUUCGGCCAACCACCUCCGUCUUAACCGCUCAGUUCAGAGAAACGAACCAUGGAGUACGUCAAUCGCAGCGUAACCAACCUCCGCGCCUCUUUCGAGGACCUCACCCCGCAAAAAAUCAUUCGCCUUGUCGUCAUCGUCGGCGCCUACGCCCUCUUGCGCCCUUACCUCAUGAAACUCGGUGGAAAAUUCCAGAUGCGCGGCCACGAGGCGCAAGAAGAACCAGAAGAUACCGCCGCCCCUCGAGCGAAGCUGACACCCAACGACAUCCGCGGUCAGGCCGGCAUUCCCGAGGAUUCUGAUGACGGAGAAGAAGAAGAAGAGGGAGCCGAAGGCCCCGCGAUAGCCACUGACUGGGGGAAGAAGGCUAGGCGGCGGCAGCGCCACGUGCUGAAGGAGCUACUGGAUGCCGAGGAGCGGAGGUUAGCUGAGUUGCAGGAGGACGAGGAGGAUAAGGAUAUUGAGGAGUUUUUGGAAAAGGAGUAAUUCGCAACGCGCUUUAUUGUGUUGCUGGAGGCUGCAAGUCUGGUGUUGGUCGGAGGGUUGGUGUGUGCAAGUUCGUUCGACUACUAUGACCGUAUGACGCCUCUAUCUGGUCAAUGUCGAAAUUCAGCCAUGCCGUGUCCCUUUGAGACGUGUAAGACCACAACUGUUCCGGAUAGGGAUAUCCAUAGCGAAUUUGAUGAAUAAACUAAAGUCAUAAGGGGGGA